CACCACCACUACUACCACCAUCACGACUCGUGAAGGUAACGGGCCCGGACCGUUGGACGUGGAAGGGAAAAACGGAGAGGGCGAGCCGCGCGUCUCGUUUCCGUGGUGUGUCAUGGGGUGUUUCGGCAGCCAGAGCAGCAAGGCCAGCCAGGAUGACAGCAAAAACCAGAAGAGGCGAUCCGACGCCAUCACCAGGCAGCUGCAGAAGGACAAGCAGGUCUACCGGGCCACCCACAGGUUACUCCUUCUCGGAGCGGGAGAGUCCGGCAAGAGCACGAUCGUCAAACAGAUGAGGAUACUGCACGUCAAUGGUUUCAGCGAAGCGGAGAAACGGCAGAAGAUCGAGGACAUCAAGAAGAAUAUUAGGGAUGCCAUUUUGACGAUAACCAGUGCGAUGAACACGUUAACGCCGCCCGUUACGCUGGAGGAUCCGUCGAACCAGAGCCGAGUGGACUAUGUCCUGGAAGUCUCGUCUUCCCCAGACUUCGAUUAUCCUCCGGAAUUCUACGAGCUCGUCGAGAACCUCUGGAAGGACCGGGGCGUUCAGCAGAGCUUCGAGAGGAGUAACGAGUAUCAACUCAUUGACUGCGCCAAAUAUUUUCUAGAUAAGGUAGCCAUUGUAAAACAGCCGGAUUACACGCCCACGGAGCAGGACAUCUUGAGGUGUCGAGUCCUCACGUCUGGUAUUUUUGAGACGCGGUUCCAGGUCGACAAAGUAAACUUUCACAUGUUCGACGUUGGUGGUCAGCGCGACGAAAGGAGAAAAUGGAUACAGUGCUUUAACGAUGUGACGGCGAUUAUAUUUGUCACGGCGUGUAGUAGUUACAAUAUGGUACUCAGGGAAGAUCCUACGAAGUUGAGACUCAGAGAGAGUCUCGAUCUUUUCAAAAGCAUCUGGAACAAUCGGUGGCUCCGCACGAUUUCUGUGAUCCUGUUUCUAAACAAGCAAGAUUUGCUGGCCGAAAAAAUCAAGGCGGGCAAGCACAAACUGGAGGACUACUUUCCGGAAUUCGCGCGUUACCAAACGCCAGUCGAGCCUGGGGUGGUCGCAGAUCCCUCGGAACCUCCCGACGUCAUAAGGGCCAAGUACUUUAUCAGAGACGAAUUUCUCCGUAUAAGUACGGCGAGCGGCGACGGCAAGCACUAUUGUUAUCCGCACUUCACGUGUGCCGUCGACACGGAGAACAUCAAGAGAGUGUUCAACGAUUGCCGGGAUAUCAUCCAGCGGAUGCACCUGCGUCAAUACGAGCUCUUGUGACUUCGUUCCUGCCGACGUCUCCUGUCAUCAUCCGUUGUUCAUUCGACUGUCAUGUUCACGCCGCGCCUCGAGCCGUUGCAAACGCCGCGAGCCGGAUGAGCGAGCGAGCGAGCGAACGACUCGCGAACCGUGGCCGCGAGGACUCGCGAGCCCGCAAAACGGAGUGUACGCGCGAGGGUGUAUUCAGGUAACGCGUGCGCGCGGAGGUCUUCCUCGCCAGUACGGAGCCGAAAAAGCGUAGCCAGAGGACGACACCGCAUCCGUCGAGAGUGCGCCAGCGGACACUGAGAGUGAGACUACGAGUCGAUCGAAUUGCCCUCGUCAAUGGGAUUCAAGAUGACGAGGAGCUCGUGCGCCAACACGCUGCUACGAGUCUCUCUCCGCUGUGGUAAAAUUCUCUCUCUCGGAGAAACGGAACGUUCCCUCGUAAAUGCGCGUAAAUAAAUCGCACGAACAAUUCGCAAGCGAGACGGUGCGAUACAGCGCGUCGACACGCCACGUGUCCCGCCCCCGCGAUCGUUCGACGGAAACGAACGAGCGGCCCCUCCAGCGGGCGUAUUCUCGGUCACUCGACUCUUUUGAGUUUUGAGGAAAGAGCGUGCUGAACUCUCGUCGUCCGGCAGACGGCGGGAAUGAAUCUCGCUCGCGCUUGAGCUGAAUCGCGCGCGUAUGAGCUUUGUUAUCCUUCGCGUGUUCCUCCGUUUCCCUCGAAACAGGAACGCGCGAAAUCCUGCGCGAGCCGAGACGUCGUCGCCCAUCGGGUGCGACGACGGCGGCGUUUUCGUGGAUUCGCGCGACGAUUUUCUUCGUUCAGCACACUCUCCGCGUGAAUUAUUAUCGGUUAGCUUAGCGUUAAGGAUGUUUCCUAAGACUUAGGCGAACCUCUCCGGUAAAGAAAAAAAAAACAAAACGAAGAACUUUUAUCGUUUUUUCGUCUUUCUCCCUUACUCGUUUUUCGAAUCUCCGCUAUACUUUUGCCUAGCUCCUCUUUACAUCUCGCUUAGAAUCUCCGCGUCUCUUGUUCCCUCCGUUUCCUUUCGUUCGAAUUCGUUGAGCUUUCGACUUUCGAAUCUCGAUUCUUGUUUUUUUUUCUUCUUUUUUAUCACAUUGGCCCGACCCGUAGGAGUCUCAGCCGCGCCCUUUUUAUGAGAAGAGUAUUUUGUGAGAUUUUACAGUAUUUCGAAGACCGUUUUGAUUAUAUAACUAUGUACCGAGUAUAUAUGUACAGGGUGACCGUCCACGGAUUCUCAUCGUUUUUACGUACGUUUCUUAUGAUCGAGGUUUCUCACGGAUAUGGAUUUCCCCUUUUUUUAUCGAUAUAUAUGUAUAUGUAUGUAUAUGCAUGUAUAUAUAUAUAUAUACACAUACCGUAUAAAUCUCGAGUUACUUUUUAGUUUCUCUGUACUUAGGCACGUGCGCUACCGCAACAGCAGUCGUCUGUAUAUCCUAGCCCACGUAAGAGAUGUGCCACACGUUCAAGUUGUUCUUUUACUGCGCACGCAAGUAUAAGUUUCGCGGUAUGUUGCACGCACGACGACUUGUUUCAGACUUGUGUAAGCGAGCAAUCAUUUUACUUUCGCACUUCGAAAUUCGCGUCUUGCUUUCAGGGAAAUCGUCAUGCCCCCCCUCCUCCCCCCGACGAUACGUGGUAACGUGGUGUACAAAUCUAAUGCGACUGACCCGAUAGUCAAUCACGCUGGAUCACUUUUGCGGUGUAAAUGUCCCGAAAAAACGAAAACGGAAAGGGCCGAUAUGCGAAAGUCUUAUUUCUCGCAUAUAACCACUCAUAGUUUCAUCCACUUUCCUCGUCGUCGCUACUUGGACACCCUGUAUGUGAUAAGCUUACCCUCCAUCUUUCCCUCGAAUUCGAUCACGUACUUUGAUCGACGUUACAUCGAAAGAUAACGGGAUAUUUGCACGCCAAUGACGUAUAUACAUAGAUCAAGCAAUGAAAUUCGCUAAUUGGCAGCCGCUGUUUUAAUCAGAAGUCGGAAUAUUUUUAGACUACACUAUUCAUUAAGUUAUCGAAAAUGGUCGCAAGCUUAUAAUUCGUAAUUGAUAUCACAUAAUAUAUAAUCAUCAUGUAAUAUAAUUAAUAUAAUAAUUUUAUAAAAAGAAGAAACAUAUAUUUUUAUGGCACUCAAAAGAUAUAUCAAGCCUUAGGGUCGUGCACUGGGGGAAGAUUGAUUGAUGCUGUCGAGCAUUAGACAAAGAGACGAGACUUUAAGAAACGAGUCUUCGCGCACUUGUAUCGUCAAUUGCUACAACCUUGUUCAAGAAGAAUCAAGGAGUACUUGGUCUAUGCGCGUAUAUCAUUGCGUGCUCGCGUAUCGCGUUGUUUCAAGGAUGUAUGCGCUAAGUUAAGAGUGCAUCGCAAUGUAUCCGGCCGUUAUUCCUAUUCUUCUCUGAUCAACUGAUUGUUAAUCGUUUUUAUAAAUCUUUACAUUUUAAUGUCUUUGCCGUAAGGUAGAUCGCACAAUCGAAACGGCUGGUUUUGACUCACGUCGCAUUGUUCAAUUCACCGAAUAAUUUUUAAGAUUUAAAUACCACAAGAGUACAUUCUCUACGAACAAUUUUCGCGCGAUUUUAUCUUUUUGUUUUUUAUUAAUUUGCCGUUUUACUCGCAGCAUUCUAUUUUUACCUCGCUCGAUCCAUUAAAUUAAUCACCACACUCGCGCACGGUUUCACGGUUUUCACAUUGUCAACUGUAGCUCUCCACGAGAAUAGGAAUUUCGGGCAUUGCAUAACAGGUAUCCUCUACAUGCCGACGCGUCCGCAACUACGUAACUGUAAUUUCAUGUAAUAUCUCGAUGCAAGCAGAUAUAGUGACACGAAUAAGAAGCCCGAGCAUUAAACGUACAGUACAUCUUGACUCACUUAGCGCAGUAACGAUAUAAAAAAGUCGCCGAAUUAAAUUGAGAGAAUCCCAAUGUGGCUCCACGAACACGCAGGAACAAAGGAAAAAUCGCUUCGAUUCCACCUGAUACGUGCGGAGAAACGAAGCGUGACGGCCACUUGAUUCGUGUCACUGUAUACGUUUGUGUAUGCCGUCGUACCUAGUGCAUAACACACACAUACACACAGACAAGUCGUAGAUUGUAACGUUAUUUAUAAUUUCGCGAAGCGUUAUUUUUACUGACGACUGACGACAAACAGAAAGAGAGAGAGAGAAAGAGAGGGAGAGAAAGAAGAAGGAGUGCAUGUGUGAGAGAAAGGCAAGAAUCUCUUUGCGGUUUUUACCUGUCGACAACUUCCGUGGAGACUUGGAUGUUCACGUCCGGCACAAAGCUGCGUGUGGAAAGCGAGUAAUUGGCACCUCGCCGCGAGUAAUAAUCUCGUACCUGCGUUUUUUGCGCCCCUGCCUCGCCCCCCCCCCUUCUUCUCUUUUCUACAGAUGAGUAACGAGCCCUAAUUUCUGAUUUCGAGUACUGAUUUACGUAGCGACGUCGAACGGAAAUUAGCGCGAGAGCGAGAGACAAAUCGAAGCCACGUGAUAACGAAUUUCUAUCGUCCACGCUACCGGUUGCGACAGCGUGCACGACACGCGAGGACAGAAUGUCGCUAUUAUUCACGGAUCAUGAAAGAAAAGAAUUCACGAAUGUUAAUAUAGCGUUUGUGUGCGCGCGUAUGUAUGUGUAUGCGGGCGUGCGUGUAUGUAUGUGCGUGUACGCAAGCAAGAGGUAGGCGAUAUGCGAUGUGCCGAAUAAAUAGUAAAUUUUACGUGGCCGUGAUUAUAUAGAAAAGAGCGCGACACAGGUAUCGUGUACGUACAAUGUGUAUUGUGUGCCCGUGUAUACGAUGCAUAUUAUAUAUACACGAUAUUUUGUUAUAGACAUACGCCAAGAUCGCACAAGUUUUCCUUUUCUUUUAUCGUAAAUAAAUGGGCAUCUAUGCGAGUAAUUGUAUAUGUAUAUAUAUGUAUAUGUAAAAUAUCGCGACGCAGGUGUGUCAUUAUUUAAUCACGACAUUAUGUAAAUACGACAGUGUUGGAUUCCGUAUUAUCGAGACAAAGCAAUGACGUUAUGAUUUCAGCGGUCCGUUCAAAAUUACGCGUCUCACAACUCGAAUCGCGGCGGGUACGAAGCGGCGGAUAACGCCAACAGAAAAGAGUCGCGUUCUGUGAACCGAUGAAGCGCCGUCAUCAGCGUUGACGAUCGAGCACGAGACACGAGUCUUGCCUGUCUCGCGGCGAUCGUGAACGUUAUUUAGUCGACGAUGACACACACACACACACACACACACCAUUAGAGAGCAGUCGAAUCGCUACGCAGCACAAAUCGUCGAUACAGAAAGACGAAUGCACGUUGUCCGCGAAGCGCAUUAUUGUUUCGUCUUUAGCAAUAUUCUUUGUGGACCACGUCGCCGAUUAUGUAGCCUUAAAUAGCGAAAGUGAAAGUAGACGCGUGUAAUUGGAAUUAGCGUUAACGGAAACGGGGGCAUAGGAAGGUUCCAGAUUAAUCGCUAACAAAGAAUCGUAGUCGCCGGCUGUUGCGAUCCAACUAUCCGUGUGAGAAUCUGGCAAUCUGCGGCCCGGUUACACCAACGUCGAUUACCACUAAUUUUGGUUAAUUCUAGCCACUUCUCCAGAGAUACCUCUUGUGUAUAGAUAAAGAAAAGGGAGGUCUAACAGGCGUCUGAAAUAUUAGAAUCUCAUUUAGACGUCUUUAUCUUUUAGAGAUUUCCAAGUGAUUUAACGAUGAUUAAUGAACCGUUGGUGCAACUCCGCCUCAGCGUUACCUCUGAUGCGAUAGCUGAGAACUCGAUAGACAACUAUCGGACAACUUGCUUCCGAAUUCGAAAGCGUUAUGCAUUUCAUGAGAACACGAGACGUCUACUCUUGAUGAUGCGCCCAGCUGAACGCCGCGCAUCACAACAUUAACAUUAGAUCAUUGAGCGAAUCAUUAUCGUCGUUAUGCUGUUAUUGGAUAAACAAUCUGCUCGCAUUGUCGAAUUUGAAAAAAAGGUGAAUAGUAUCGUUGUAACAUUAAUUAUUAUUCAUCGUGACGGGCGAUUGUCGUGGCGAUCAUUGUUGGAAAUUGUCUUACUGAAAGUAACGGCUCGAGCGAGUUCUUUGUAACGCUAGUGUCGACUUUGCGAAAUUAGUUGUAAUUGUGUAAACCAAAGUCUCUCGGCAAUUCACACGCAUGAUGUAAUUUACUUUGGAUUUUAAAAGAGAUUUGUAAAAUUUUAUAUCUUGUUUUCUACGUGUCGUUGUAUUUUACGCGUCUACGAUGAUACGUUUUAAUUAAUCUGAAAAGGAAUAACGAACGGUUUUAAAGCGCGUUACGUUCCCUUUUGCUGCCUCUCGAAGGGAAAAUCGAAAAUUGAUUUUUCGGGCUGACUACACUACACGUCUUUCGCUUGGUCGAGGGCAUUUCAGGGUGUCGAUGAAAUGCGCGGAAAUUCUCGUAAAGUGAAAUUGUACGGAGCACACACGCUUGCAAGUUCACGUUACCAUCUGUCACGAAUGAACCGUAUUCGACGAUUAGUUUUAAGCAAUAAGCUGCGAGAUAAUGUCAGGUACACUCUUGUCUUGGAUGGUUUCAUUGACGGAAUCGGAAACGUUCAUAUGUUUAGCGAUGUUAUUCGAGAGAGAGAAAGAGAGAGAUGUGUUAUGUAUAUAUUCGUUAUAUUUAUUAAAAUUUUAAACUAUAUUGAAAGCGACGUAAAUCCAGCGAUUUAAUGCGCAAUGCGUGGAACGCACGGGCAUUCCCAUGGUGAAUUUAUUUCGAUUUGAAUCGACGUCUCGGUGAAAUCAUCCAAAUGUGGCAUAAUCUUUCGGAGCUGGGCCAGUGCACUAUCUUAUCGCUCUUCCAAUGGCGGAGAGAAAAGGAAAUGUUCCAUUAUCUUAUAUCUAUAUCAUGGAUAUAGAUUCCACCAUGGUUCCAUAGUGGAUCGUGCCUUUCUAUACUUUUUCUCGGUCGUUUCGUUGAUUCUUGAUUUGUCGGAAAAUUUAAUUCCUUUCCUAGGCAAAUUAGAAACGCGGAGCGAUCUUACGUUGCAUCGAACGUUAGAGAAACGGUCUUCAAUUUCUGAUAAAGUCGAGUCUAUUUCUACCUGAAUAUUUCACAAAGUAUCAAGGAAGAAAAAAAAGAUAACGUUCUAAUCAUCCAAUUUCGACUAAUAAUAACAUUCUAUUUCUUAUGCCACAAAUGUUGCUUUUAUUUGCGAUCUCGUUACCUGCACAAUUUUCUAACGUGAGAUCGCUCCGCCGUUUUAGAGAAAAUUUAAAAAGCAUGAGAAAGAAGCUACUUGUGCCUCGAGCGCGUCACCUAUUCUAGAAAUUAAGUGAUUAAUCGAAAUGGUAUCAUUUCUAUAAGGAUAUAUAUGUGGUGAACGAUCGUCAGUGCUAUUUGGAAUUUGACUUUUUCUAGUCUUCGAUAGCAGUUUGCUGGACUCCACAUUUUUAUAAAGCAUAAAGUAUCGCCGUUAACCAUGAACAUCAUCGCGCGUUUAAUGGUACAUAUUAUAAGAGAUAUAUACAGAGAGAGAAAAAAGAGAGAAAGAAAGUGAGAUUGCGUAUGUGUGUCUGAGAGAAUGCGAGAGAGAGAAAGAAGGAGAUCGGAUUCUCAUUGUUCUUAUCCUAGAAAGAAGAUGUAUCCAAUAAGUUAUAACGCGCCUGCGGAUUAAAAUAGUCACGAUUGGAAGAGACUAACAAACACAAAUGUCGUUCCGUAAAAAAGAUAAUCACUUGUAAUCUAAAUCACUGACUGACGAGAACGAUAAGUCGCAUAAUUAUUUCGCGUGUGAGAGCGUGACGAGAACGCGAGGAAAAAAAGAAACCAAAAAGAAAGGAAGGGAAGAGAGGAGAGUUACCAAGCUCGUCAAUAAUUACGUCCCUCCGUGUCCCCAAUUUUCUCUCGUAUCCUCAAUUCAUUCGUUAUUGCGUGUCUCUUAGAAAGAUGUCUAGCUGAAGACUUAAAAAUGAAUUAUUAUUAUUAUCAGUGCAAAAGUGCGCGCGCGAGAGAGAGAGAAGAGCAAAAGCGUGAAAGAUGAUAUCUUUGAUGGUGACAUUUUAGCACUGUGUUAAUUUAGGAACGAGUGAGUGACGCGAAUCGAAUAGGAGUAAACGUGAAUGUGAGUGACUGGCGAACCCGUGGAAUUCAUUAGGAAAUCAAAUUCGUAUUGUUCGUGCCACGAUUCCCAUCAACUUCUGUCGUACUCGUCAUCGUCGAUCGUGAUUCUGUCGGUCGGGAUUACACCGAUGUCCGGGAGAAAGGGGGAAGCGAGCGAGAUGAAGUGGAUCAAUAUAGUACCUCGCGUACACACAGUGCAAUUAACAAAGAUAAGAAAAAAAAACAUUAUGCUGCCGUAUAAAAAGUACGCAAAGGAUCAAACGCAUACGUGAUUAGAGGCACUUGACGUGUGUCGAUGUGUGUCGAUAUGUAUCUGCUGGUGCCAUUCGAAUGUGAAUCGUGGAACGAACAAGUAGAACAAUAACAGAUAUACAUAUAAAUAUAUAUAUAUAUAUAUAAAUAUAAAUAUAUAUUAUAUAAAUAUAUAAAUACAAUUCAUUGAAUCAAUCGCGGAUCGAAUGGUGUGCUUUGUACGUAUGCUCCGGCGGCGUGUAUGGGAUUACGUGCGUGACUGCGUUAACGUGUUGCUAGAUUACAAGGAUAAUAUUUCAUUCUCAUUCUGUGAUGACUGUCUGCGAAAUACGAGAGGCGAGAGAAGAACAAGAAAUGUUUACAUGGAGUCUUAAGGCUAAUGGAUUAAUCAAUUGAUUUAGCGAAUAAAGAUUUAAUUAACAGUCGUUGUACUAACUGCGCAAAAGAAAAAGAGAAAGAGAGGAAGAAAAGGAGAGAUGAAUCUUUAUAGACGUAAGGAGACGCAUGUGUCUUACGUUCGUACGUACGUGAAGAAAAAAGGCGGAUACGAUAAAUUCGUCGCGCGCAAGACACAGAAUUUUAAAAACGUUAAACAAAGAAAACAGAGAAUACGCUGUAUCCGAAUUGCGGCGGAAAAAGAGCAGUAUGAUUUGUAUACUGUAUAACUUUAGUCGUUUACCAUUGCUUUCGAGAAUAUAUAAGAGUUAUGUGUAUAAAUUAUUAUGUAUAAUUAAACAAAAGUCAUUUAGUAAA
Ooceraea biroi (clonal raider ant) is the source of this 9339-nucleotide messenger RNA. RefSeq names its product G protein alpha s subunit (gene Galphas). Lineage: Eukaryota; Metazoa; Arthropoda; Insecta; Hymenoptera; Formicidae. Gene Ontology annotation, cellular component: cytoplasm; heterotrimeric G-protein complex. Gene Ontology annotation, biological process: adenylate cyclase-activating dopamine receptor signaling pathway; sensory perception of chemical stimulus. The record is from RefSeq and is a predicted model, not a curated record. Gene Ontology annotation, molecular function: GTP binding; GTPase activity; G protein-coupled receptor binding.